ACGAAUCCAAGAUGAAGGCUUUGGCCCUCUACGUGACAAUCACUCUUAUGGUUAUAAAUACAGCACAUGUGCAUAACUACCUUGAGGGGUUGAAGUGGACUAUAACACAUGCUAAAGAACCAUGGCACUGUGGUCACAGCAAACAUGAGUGCUCCAACCGCCACUGUGUACCACUAACAUCCGUGUGUAACGGGAUCAAUGACUGCGGGGACAACAGCGACGAGGUCCAUUGUCCUUUGGCUUCUCUUGGGAUAUGUGUACCAUUACUUCAAUUCCAAUGCCGUAACAAGAGGUGUAUUUCCAUACUAAAUUUCUGUAACGGCAAGGAUGACUGUGGGGACGGAAGUGACGAAGCAACAUGCGUCAUGCCACAUUAUUCACAUGGAGCACACGUACCUGCCGUCUCGACGUCAAAACCUAGUGUCACCUCAACAGCUAACGUAAAUGGUGGUCAGUCAGUGACAACCCCAACAGCAAAACCCUCCAAUGUGACACAAACAGAGACACUUACAGUUCGAUUAGUAAAUGGAAUGAAUGCCCUGGAUGGUCGGGUGGAGGUCCUACACAACGGUGUGUGGGGCACCGUUUGUGAUGACGGAUGGGACGAUGAUGACGCCAAAGUUGUAUGUCGAAUGUUGGGAUACGAUCCAGCAACAGCCACUCACACCUCCAAGGCUAGGUAUGGUAGCGGGACAGGGCCUAUAUGGCUGGACGAGACCCAGUGUAGUGGACAGGAAACCAACCUUGGACAGUGUCGUUUUGUCCCCAUAGGACACGGAGAUUGUGACCACUCGGAAGAUGCUGGUGUCAUAUGUCAGACUAGAAAGCAGACGAUGAUGAAUUCCCAAACGUUAACAGCGGCACCCCCAGGAGGGAAAUGGAUUGUCUUAGGAUAAGGUCGAUGUCCAUAUCCCUAAGCAGAUGAUUCCAUGUCCGUGUUUUCACAAAUAUUGUAUGUGUAUGGUGUUUUGAUAUUAUGAAAAAUAAAUAUAGUCAUUCUUGAUAUUUUAUCUAU
Messenger RNA from Mizuhopecten yessoensis (Yesso scallop), 1015 nucleotides. RefSeq names its product scavenger receptor cysteine-rich type 1 protein M130-like. NCBI's taxonomy places the organism in Eukaryota, Metazoa, Mollusca, Bivalvia, Pectinida, Pectinidae. The record is from RefSeq and is a predicted model, not a curated record. The transcript is spliced from 11 exons. Bases 12 to 896 code for a protein of 294 amino acids. Gene Ontology annotation, molecular function: protein binding. Gene Ontology annotation, cellular component: membrane.